Molecule: messenger RNA, 1290 nt
Organism: Penicillium taxi
Lineage: Eukaryota; Fungi; Ascomycota; Eurotiomycetes; Eurotiales; Aspergillaceae
Exons: 4
Coding region: 1-1290 (429 amino acids)
Biological process (GO): protein homooligomerization
Source: RefSeq, a predicted model, not a curated record
AUGGAAGAUUCAGGUCACUCUAACCCACACAAGGCGUCUUGUACCUUGCCUCCGGAGAAAGUCUUCUCCAUCCAGCUAGGAUCGGAGGUUUUUCGCCUGUCAGGAGCUUCAAUUGCAUCUGACGCUCCCUCUUAUUUCUCGCGUUUUUUCGAGGAGCAACUGCGCUGCACUAAAGCGGCUAAUGUGCGCACGCUCUAUAUCGAUCGCGAUCCCGAGACCUUCAGAGAGAUCGCCAGACAUCUACAAGGGUACCAUGUCCGGCCUCGUGACGGUGCACAGUUCGUCAAGCUGUUUGCAGACUCUCAGUUCUAUACCUUGCCCCGUUUAAUGUCACAGCUUUUUGAGUCUGAGAUCUUUAUUGAAAUCGGCGACCGCCACUUCCGUAUUGCACGCGACAUUUUCUCAGGUCCCGGUGACUCGCCUAAUUUCUUCAGUCUGGGCUUUGGCGCCUUCUUUGCAUCCCCGGACGAAGUCUUCCCGGGUCUAGAACGAAAAGGACUCCUGCGACCUCCAGCCAUUGUACCUGCAAGUGUUCCCAGUCGAUCAGCAGAUACUUUCGCGGAGCUGCUACAUAUUCUGCGAGGCUACCCACUGGAUAUUCGAAAUGAAUUCCAUCGAGGCGAGCUCUUGCGUGAUUGUCGAUAUUUUCACUUACGGGGCUUGGAACAGAAGCUGAUUCCGUACAAAAUUGUCGUCAACCCCUUCAAUCAGCAGUCAGAGAUUACCAUCCGUCUCGAAGAUGUCAAGCCAUCAGGAAUUCUGGUUACACCCAAAAUCGUCGCAUCUGGUUCAGUGGUGGGCGGGACUGUCAUGUAUGCUCGUCCUUUCACGGAUGACAACGCCUCCCACUUAAUUCUGCAGAUUUCUGGCGAGUCCACACUCAUAGAUCCCAAAGAUUUGACUGCAAAUUUCAUCGGGCAAACUAAAACCCGCAUGGCCAGCCUUAUAAAUUUUAUGGGAAAGAAGAUGGAUAUCCCCGAAUCGCAAAUUCGAGGAUUACCACUCAGGUUCCGUUUGGGUCUAGAAACAGAUCUCACCAUCGACGGGAAAGGAGAUCAUCCACUUGAAUCCACUCUACGAGCAGGACCCGGAACGAAUGAGAACCUGCCUCCGGUCAAACGCCAACGAGUAGAAGCUACCGAGGAUGGGCCUUGGGUUGUUCGGACGGGUCAGUGGCGGCUGCACCUACUGGCUCAGGCUAACGAUACAUAUGAAGUGAUCCUAUGCGCCGUGAAGUUGGAUAUCUACACUUCUCAAAGAACUCGAGUGCAAGCUCGGGAUUUCAUCUAG